Molecule: messenger RNA, 2358 nt
Organism: Mitosporidium daphniae
Lineage: Eukaryota; Fungi; Microsporidia
Exons: 1
Coding region: 1-2358 (785 amino acids)
Source: RefSeq, a predicted model, not a curated record
AUGUUAAAUGCGGUGAAGUUUCUGAUCCCGCACUUUUUUGCAUUCUUUUUGCUUCUCAGCUUUGCUUUAGCGAAUGAUAUACGCACUGAUUCCAAAAAAAGUGAUGAGAAUGCUAAGAAACCAUCCUCAAAAUUACUCUCGAAACUGCCGUUGAACCAAUUGGAUGUUCUCGGAUCUAAAGGAAUCAAGAACAUCAUUUCUGGAUUGGAGAUGGGUAGCGGUCUUGAUUUUCUUAUUGAUCUCAUUAAAACGCUUAAUUUCGAAAAGUUUGCUGUUGAAGGAUAUUUUAUUAAUUGCUACAUAGACACCUUAAUUCUGUGGAUUAAGUUGCAGCUAGAAAGGGCCUUUGUGCCUACCGAAACACUCUCCCUGUUCGAUUUUUAUGAUAUUCGAGUUCCGGUCUUUGGAGAGUCAAUUAAGGAAGUAAAGAAUGCAAAAUUUCCGGAUUUCAACUCUGAAAAAUCACUUUCCUCCGGUGCGUAUAAGAAGGCCAGCGCAGUGGGGGAGAAAUGGCUAGCUUCGCUGCUUAGUUCGACAAAAACAGCGAAAAUUAGCAACAUUAUCGAGGCACUCUCCACAGAUGGCCUGCUUGCAUCAAGUAACCGAUUUCAAAUCCCAUCUUCUGACCAACUUCAAAGGAAGGAGGCCUCCAUGUUUUUUGAAGAAGUUAUGGGGAAAAUCAGGGUUUGGUUGGCAUUUUCGACCGAAAACGAUUUUUCUAGCACCAAUAAUAUCCAGAAACUUGCCUCGAUUAUUGUCAAGGAAAUCGAGACAAAAACGUCAGGUGGACUCUCCGAUUUUGCCAAGUGGUCUGCAAUGAAUCCGCUUGGGGCUUCCAAGUCUCCUCUUGCAUCUCCUCUGAUGCUUUUAGGUUCCCUUUUGACACAGGUUAUCGUUCAAACCCUUCUUGUUGCUAUUGGGAAAAACGAGCUGCUUGGAAUCGUUUUGCGAGUAGAAAAUUGGCUCGAACAGCCAAUCAUGAAAAAGCUUCAAUUCGGAAACAUUGAUAUGGACUUUCGCCAGAUUAUCAUGUCAUUCAUCGAUACCUCUUUGAAGCGUCAUCCAGAGGCAGCAAAACUUAGAUCCGAAAAGGACCAGCUAACAUGGGGUCUUGUUGUUGGUAUCUUUACUAUGUUAUUCUAUCGAGCGCGAUCGAGGAGUUUGGAUCCCCUUAGCAGCAGCGAGAUUACUUCAAUUGUGGCCCACUUGAUUUCGCUUAUCGAGAAAAAGACCUUUGUGUUAGGGGAAAAUUUUUGGGGCUUUUUUGAAGGCCUUUCCAAUCCUAAGCUUAUGCAGAAGAUCACCCAAUGGUUUGGAUCUGCACAAGCGGUGUGUCGAAUUGCAGUGUAUGCUUUGAACCACUACCAGGGGGCAGAACUUUCGCCUUUAAAUAGAAAAGUCCAUCUUGCCGUUCCAUUUGAAGUUCUUGAUGUGAUGUUGUCUUUCCCCAUUUGUUUGUUGGAUUGUUCAAAUAUUGAGAAUCAUCUUAAAAAGGCAUCAGUACAAAUUUCCCUGGUAGAAUGGAUGAUUCGCUUUGUGGGCACUUGUGUCUACUUGGACUCCUUGGUUGGAUCUCGAGAUUUAUUGACCCACGAUUUGGCUGCGCGUGACCGAUCGGGAAUGUCCUGGGCGCUGCUUGUAGACAUUCCAAUUCUUUUUUGUAAUGUAUAUCAAUGGUCCCUAUUGUCUAACUGUAAAGAUUCGAAUGCUCCCAUUGACCAGGAGUUGCUGACUCGUAUUGUUUCCAGUUUCCCGAUCGAUGGAAUUGCGCUCAAAACCUCCACAACUUCUCUUCCCAUCAAAAAGCUUUGGAAGGAGCUUACCACAUCAAAAAGCGAGUUGCUUGGCGAGAGAAUUCUGGUAUCCGCAGGUAUGAUAUCAAAAUAUCUCGCUGUGAAUACAAAAGAGGAUUCAGAGGAGAAAUGGAUCCUAAGCCAACUGAUAGAGCUCUUUGGGGCACUAGACGAUGAUAAAAAGUGGAAUUGCGGCAUUGGCUGUUGCGAACAGCCACCUCCACCUCCACCUGCACCGCCUGUAAAAGAAAAGCCGAAAGAGGAAAAAAAGCCAGCGGUAAAAGAAGAGAAAAAAAAAAAUGUACCUCAAAAGCCUGAGGAGCCGGAGGAAUCGGACGAAUCGGACGAAUCGGAAGAUCAAGUACCUGAAAAAGAGGCUCCAAAAAUUGAUCCUCCGUCUGAAGAUCAGUCAGGCACCGUUUCUUCUAGUCCACCGGCACCCAUCGUACCGGCACCUAUCGCACCGGCACCUGUGGCACCGGUACCUGCACCUCCAAUGGUUGAUUGCUAUGGGAACAAAGUGGAACCCCAACCUCCCUUGACCGGUUUGUCUGCAUGGGAAUAA